AUGAAUCCCAUUAGCGGGCACUCCAUCAGGGAGUCGCGACGGGCUGGAAAGUGCGCGGUGGCAACGGUGUGGUGCGGAUUUAAAAACGGAUUUAUACGCGGAUUUCGACGCGGAUUUGAAUUGCAUCCGCGGGGCGCCGUGUGCGUUCGACGCGAACUGCGGCCGCCGCGCGAUGAUGUGCGAAAUCUGCGGCCGGCGGCUUUGCGACGGGCGGUGGUGUCCACUAAGAUAGAGCGCGUGGCGGGGCCGCUCGUAUAUUGCGUGCGAGCGCAACAUCCGCCGUCGGCACGGGGCCGCAAUGGAGCCGUGAUUGAGGCGCGCCCGCAAAAACGUCGGCCAACGAUCCGCCGGCGCCAAACCGCGGGCGCAAUUUGUUUGUGUGGCCGCGGAUUUACGACAGCGAGCGCUCGAUCUGGACGCCGGCCCGCGGAUUUUGCGAGCGCUCCGCUAGGCUGGAAAGCGAGUUCCGUUUGCGACUGUUACGAAACA
Iphiclides podalirius (scarce swallowtail) is the source of this 489-nucleotide messenger RNA. The record is from the annotation of a GenBank genome assembly. Lineage: Eukaryota; Metazoa; Arthropoda; Insecta; Lepidoptera; Papilionidae.